AUGAGAAUUCAAGAACUAGUUAAUCUAAUCAAAGUUCAAAAAAUAAAACUGUUUGACAUUUUUAAACGUCUUUUUCCAAAGCAAAAAGAAGUUUCGGAGUUAUUAAAAAAUUUAAUCAUUGUGCAUUUAGAGUAUAUUGAAGUUAGCAAACUAAAAUUGCCGUCGGUUAAACUUCGUCGUCAGCGUGACGGGCUUCGUGACGAAUUAGAAAACAAAUUAGGAGACGAUCUGGUCGAAGAAAUCCAAAGUGUUCUUGAUGACUGUGAAGAACUAGUGAGAAGAAAGCAGUUCAACAAUAGCAGAAAUAAACAAGUGGCAAGAAAAAAUGGAAGUCCUAGAAGAAGAAUUCGAGUAUUUAAGGAAAAACUAUGUUGGGAUUAUUGUCGCUUGAGAGGAUCAGACCUUUUGAUAAUCAAAGAGAUUUUUCUCAAUAUGCGCCAAACAACCAUUAAAGGAUUACAAAACUGUUAUAACAAAAAGCACAUGGAAGCAAACACUACAAAUAAAGCAAUGAAAAUUACGGAGGAAGUGGCUAAUUUUGUAAACUUUUUUGCUCCCGAGUUCUUAAAAAAAACAAUUGAAGUAAUAAAGAACUCUUUUCAGAAAAAAAUUUCUGAUAAACAAGUUGAUGAAUUUAAAGAACUACUAAUAAAUGAUAAAGAAAAUUUAUUUCUGCUAAACAAAGUCAUAAUUGAAAAGAUAUAUAGAUCUUUAUCCAAAUCACGCUUGAGAAUCAGAUUAGAAAAUGGUGAACCAAUAUUGUUUAAUGGUAGAUAUAAAAUUUUCGAAAUUGAAGACGAUAUUUGA
Messenger RNA from Funneliformis geosporum, 807 nucleotides. The record is from the annotation of a GenBank genome assembly. NCBI's taxonomy places the organism in Eukaryota, Fungi, Glomeromycota, Glomeromycetes, Glomerales, Glomeraceae.